AUGGACGGUUGCGGGAUGAGCUGUAUAAAAUACCUCCUUGUUGUUUUCAACGCGAUAUUUAUGAUAUUCGGUAUCGUAAUAAUAGCGGUAGCAUGUGUGGACAUGGGGAUGCUGAAGGGGUUCGCGGGCAUGGAGACGAAUGGACAUGAGACAGAUGCAGUUCUGAUAGCUGUUGGUGUUCUCAUCAUCAUUGUAGCGGCGUUUGGAUGCUUUGGCGCUUGGAAGGAGAGCCCCAAGUUGCUGUAUAUUUUCGUCGGCUGCUUAAUACUGAUCAUCCUUUUGGAACUGUCCGUGGGCAUUGCUGCUGCAGCCCUCCGUCCUCAAAUCGAAGGCACCAUGAAGACACAGCUGCGUGCUUCUUUCAUCAAGAACAAGUCGACACGAGAGGAGGAUUCCGUAUACAGAGAAUUCUGGGACAAGAUUCAAAAUAACCUUGAAUGCUGCGGUGUGACCGGACCCGAUAACUACGUUGCGUCCGAGCCUCGCCUGAAUCCCUCCUACAGCUGCUGUCCACCGGAUGACUCUGACCGAGCUGUGGAAAUUAAGCGAUCUGACUGUAUCUCCCUCAACAAGUACUACCAACAGGGCUGCGAGGAUAAGGUCCUCAGUACAAUCCAUAGUGCUGGCUUGUCGGUGAUCGUGUGUGGAAUCUUGUUCUGCUUUUUGGAGGUGGUCGGCAUAGUGUUAGCUUUGUGGCUGGCUCAUUCCAUCAAAAACGAAGGAAAAAGUAGAGAAACAGCUUAA
This is a messenger RNA of Leptosia nina, 744 nucleotides long. Lineage: Eukaryota; Metazoa; Arthropoda; Insecta; Lepidoptera; Pieridae. The record is from the annotation of a GenBank genome assembly.